GGGCAUUUAGUUCAGGAUUCUCUAGAAUUUUACCGAGCGACGAUUAGCUAUGGUGAUACUACAUAUCAAGAAAGGAGACGAGAGCCAGUUUUUGUUUAAAGCCACCGUCAAGACUCCGCUAGAUGAGUUGAUUCCGAAAUUAGUGAGGAUUUACAAUGGCAGACUCAAACUAGAGAGAAUUUGCUCAGAAAUGGAAUCAUUAGCUGAGCAUGGCAUCUGCUUGCCCCCAAACAUGCAAGGCCUGACGGACGAACAAUUAGAUGAACUUCAUCUGGUUGAUGAAUGGAAGUCUCAAUGUAUCCCAAGUGGUGGACCAGUAGAAAAGAAAGAUCCAAUGCAGAGAAGAAAUGGCCAUGCUCCCAAUGAUAAAAUGGCCGAUGUUAUCAAGAGGACAACAAGUGAAGCAAAAGAAGCUAUUUCUAAGAGGCAAGUGACUAGUAACAUAUUCGUAACAGAGGAAACUAUUCAAGAUGCUAUGGAUAAACUUCGUGGUGCCAUGAUGAUUGUCUACCCAAUGGGUCUGCCACCGCACGAGCCAAUCAGACAUGAGUUUGAAAAUUGUGAGGACCUUUCAGAAACUCAGGCUGGUCUUGAAGUCUUAGAAGAAGGGACAGCUCAAUUAUGGUGGGCUGGUAAAGAAUGCUUACGAGGAAAGAAGCUGGAAGACUUUGUGGGUCGUAAUGAGAAGACAAAGAUUAUUGCAAAGCUACAGAAGAAAGGACACGGUGCUCCAGGAAGGGAACAAGUAUUCAGUGAAGAAGAGCAGAAAAAGAUGAUGGCAUAUGCAUACAAGCGACAGGAAGAAUUGAAGAAACUGGAACAAGAUGAGGAUGAUUCUCACUUAAAUGCCAGUUGGAGUGAUCCUACAGCACUGAAACGUACAUUUGCAGGAGUGGGUGAUAUUUCAUGGAGACCUAAGUGAUUGGAGCAUGGUUGCAAAUCGGUAUGAAAAUACAUACAAAAGUGAAUACACAGUUCCCUUUAUUCAACUUACUGAAGUUGGAGAUCUUGUUGGUAGUGUAUAUGUAUAUAUAUAUAUAUAUGCAUGUCAAUUUACAGCAUCAGUCUCGUAAAAUGAGCUGGUUUACGGAAGCUGUCUAAUUAUGUUUAGC
Molecule: messenger RNA, 1112 nt
Organism: Corticium candelabrum
Lineage: Eukaryota; Metazoa; Porifera; Homoscleromorpha; Homosclerophorida; Plakinidae
Product: cilia- and flagella-associated protein 298-like
Exons: 6
Coding region: 50-922 (290 amino acids)
Biological process (GO): regulation of cilium movement
Source: RefSeq, a predicted model, not a curated record